This is a messenger RNA of Bacidia gigantensis, 954 nucleotides long. RefSeq lists its product as uncharacterized. The transcript has a single exon. NCBI's taxonomy places the organism in Eukaryota, Fungi, Ascomycota, Lecanoromycetes, Lecanorales, Ramalinaceae. The coding region runs from base 1 to 954 and encodes 317 amino acids. The record is from RefSeq and is a predicted model, not a curated record.
AUGCCCCUCCACCUUCUCCCCAAGAAAUCCUGGAAUGUCUACAAUACCGUGAAUGUCGAGCGCGUACGCAAAGAUGAAGCCGACUUUGCCGCUAGGCAAGAGGCCGAGGAGCAGAAGCUGCAAGAGGAGGAUGCGGAUCGGCGGAUACGAAUACUGCGAGGGGAGAAUGUGAGCCCGCCGCCGAAGCUGCGGGAACAGGGGCAUGAGGAAGAGGAUGGAGGGGAGAAGCGAAAAGAGCGCGAUGAACGUGGGCAAAAGGGCGGGGAACGGAAACGGCGGCGUUUGCAUGGCGAGGACGAUACGGAGAGGGACCUACGGUACGCACAGGAGGAGUUGGAUAGAGGAAGGGGUGAAGGGACAAAAACGGGGGAGGGGAAGGUGAAGAGAAAAGAGACGAGUGAUAAACCGCUGAUGGAUCAGAGGGGUCACAUCAAUCUCUUCCCUGUUGAGGAAUCCCGAGGUGGAAAAGGGGACAAACAUCCAGAGGUUGAGAGGGAGAAGAAGAGGAAGGAGCGCGAGUUGGAGGACCAGUAUACUAUGCGCUUCUCGAACGCGGCGGGAUUUAAGCAGGGGGUAGGAGAGAGGCCAUGGUAUGAGAAAGACACGGGUGGGGAAGCCAAGGGGGAGGGAGAGAGCGUAGGGAAGGAUGUCUGGGGAAAUGAGGAUCCGGGCAGGAAGGAGAGGGAGAAGAAGAGGGUUGUUAGUGAGGAUCCGAUGGCGAUGAUGCAGCGGGGAGUAGAUGGGGUGAGGGCGGCGGAGAGGGAUAAGAGGAAGUGGAGGGAGGAGAAGGAGCGGGAGAUUAGGGCAUUGGAUGAGGAGGAGAGGAGGCAGAGAAGGAGGAGGAAGAAGAAGGAGAGGGAGAGGGAGGAGGGGCGGAGUGUGGGCCAUCACCGGCGGCAUCGAAGUCGGAGUAGGACUAGGAUCAAAGACGGUGGUGGUCAUGAACCCCAUUGA